CCAGCACGAGAAGCCCGACAUAUUCAAGUAGUAGGUCUGGAAGGCUCUAAAAGAGAAUACCGAGUCAACCAACAACCCCAGUAGUACCAUAAACACCAGCGCAAUACCGAGGCGGGACCCAGCACAAGUACCAACGUCGACGCGACCAAUCCGCUACCGAAAAAGAAAAAAAAGUCUACGCCCAAAAAGGAUCAACUUGCAGCGGAUGAGAUGACCAAGAUUCAACUGAUCAAAGCGAUGCAAACAGAGCACCCUCUUCGAACCUUGGACAUUGGAGCCUUGAAGGCGAAUACGUCUCGAGCACUGAAGAAGGAGAUUCCAUACGACGAGGAUCUACAGGACAAGCUCCGGCACGAUGUGACCACCUGUCUCUCUGAUAUCUCUAACCUGGCUUCGAAAUCGAAACGUGCGUGCCAACAGGUUAUUGGUAAUUACCUAGAAAGCCUGUCAGUCGAUCACCUUGACGAGGACGACAGAACCAUUCUCAGCUACUUGACUCCUCACUUCUCGGUCCAGGAAAUCGCCGCGGCUAAAAAAGGCACCACCCCGAACCCAGAAGAUGAGUCAUCUGACGACGAGGACGACUCCGAGGCCAGCAACGAAAACAAGAACUCUCCAGUUGAAUUCUUCCUGCCGCUUCUGAUUGCCAUCUACAAGGCCAGCACUCCUCAGGAAAAAAAGAAGGCGAGUGCAGCUGCGGCUGCGUGCUUGUUCUUACGCAAAGCCAAAGACUACUUGCCACCGAAAACUGGCAGUGAACCUUACAAUAAUUCUCAGUCUUUCUCCAGUCCACAGCGAAGCAACUCGCAACUGAGUACAGAAGGCACUUCAAGAACGGUUCCUUUGAUCUUUCCAAAAAGAUCCAGCAGCAGCAGAAGAAAGGACUCUUGCCCCAGAGUACCCCAGAUCGUGUCGAUCCAGACAAGACCCCAGGGAGAACUUUAUCAUUCUGAACAGGGCCAUCGGAAGAAGUUGGCGACUAUCACCAAUGUCACCCCGUGGAAGCAAAUUCGUCAGUCUCUCGGAGGAUGAUCUGGUCAAGAUUUUUUGGAAAGACGAAACGCUACGGAAACAGCUCCGGCACUAUGCCCAUUCAACUGUCAUCAAAUCUGUCCCAGAACCUGGCCGCGUUGCUCAAGAUGACGUGGUU
This is a messenger RNA of Gamsiella multidivaricata, 1150 nucleotides long. RefSeq lists its product as uncharacterized. The transcript is spliced from 3 exons. The record is from RefSeq and is a predicted model, not a curated record. The coding region runs from base 211 to 1032 and encodes 273 amino acids. Lineage: Eukaryota; Fungi; Mortierellomycota; Mortierellomycetes; Mortierellales; Mortierellaceae.